CCACUCCGGGCGGGAUGCGGGUCCCGCCGGCGGCGGCGCUGGGGUCUCCCGGCUCGGGUGCGAGCCCCCAGCCUCCCGGUGACCCCCGGACCCCGCCCGCUGAUUCGCCAGCCCCCCGAGGAUGAAGACGCUGGUCCGGCUCUUCCUGACGCUGGUGUGCGCCGUGGUGGUGGCGGUGCUGUACAUCCUGCUGUGCUACCGCACCCGCGCCCAGCCCUGCUGCCGGGCCCCGGGGCUGCGGGGCAGCCCCGCCACAUCCAGCGUCCGCAGCUUCCAGGGAUACAGCCGCGUUCCCGACGGGAAGCCGCUGGAGCGAGCGCUGUGCCGCCACUGUGCCGUCGUCUCCAGCUCGGGGCAGAUGCUGGGCUCACAGCUGGGACAGGCCAUCGACGGGCAGGAGUGUGUCCUGCGCAUGAACCAUGCCCCCACCGCCGGCUACGAGCAGGACGUGGGGGCACGCAGCACUAUCCGGGUGGUCUCACACACCAGCGUUCCGCUGCUGCUGGGGAACCAGCCCUACUUCUUCCAGCAGUCCCAAGAGACCCUCUACUUCAUCUGGGGGCCAGCAAAGAAGAUGAACAGGGAGAAGAUGGGCUCAACCUACCAGGUACUGCUCAAGGUGAUGGAGAAGUACCCCCAGCUGCAGAUCUACACCCUGACCGAGGAGAAGAUGACAUACUGUGACGAUGUCUUCCAAAAUGAGACAGGGAAGAACAGGAUGAAAUCCGGCUCCUUCCUGAGCACGGGCUGGUUCACCAUGAUCCUGGCCAUGGAGCUGUGCGAGCAGAUCUGUGUCUUUGGCAUGGUCAGCGACAGCUACUGCAGGGAAAAGAACCACUCCAGCGUGCCGUACCACUACUUUGAGAAGGGCCGGCUGGACGAGUGCAAGAUGUACCUGAUGCAUGAGCGAGCUCGCCGUGCCGGACACCGCUUCAUGACCGAGAAAGCCAUCUUCUCCCGCUGGGCCAAGAGGAGGAACAUCGUCUUCAACCACUCAUCUUGGGCAGGCAGGUAGGGCGCCAGCCAUGGGGCGAGGCAGCAGGAACCUCGGCAGCAGGGCGGCUCUCAUCCUGCAGCAACAUGUCUCAGCUGUGCCAGUGCCACGGUUGGACACCUUUUGCCAAGCCCUGGAGCGGGGAGUCUCCGUCUCUGCAGCAGCAGUGCCUGUUUCCCCAGCUGGUGGAUGGGCUGGGAACCCCCUGUUGGUACAUGGGGGGCAAGAACUGGACCCAUGCAGCCCCACCAGCUCCAAAUGCCUGCCUGGAUGGACCCAAGGAGACCUGGUUUUCUGCUCUCUCUACUAGGAGGACUGUUUAAUGCAGGAUUAGACAUGCUACUUCACUCCAGCAGGACAUGGGGCAGAAAUGCCCAGCCCCACCAGGGCCGUAAACUGGUGCCUCUCACAGGGACAAAGCUGUACUGUGGUCCUUGCCCCACUUAUGCCCUCUGGACAGUGCUGGGUGUAGGGUGCAGGCUCUACCUUCUGCUGCUUGGUGCCUGCAUCUACUCAGCUGGGAAGCCCUGGAGCCAUAUGUGCCCUAGGGGCUCUGAGUUGCCUUGUCACAAGUGUCCUUGGAUUCAGACCAAAGCAAAUGUGGCCAUUAAAACUGUUUUUAAUUCA
This is a messenger RNA of Hirundo rustica (Barn swallow), 1621 nucleotides long. It is a transcript of the gene ST6GALNAC4, whose product is annotated as ST6 N-acetylgalactosaminide alpha-2,6-sialyltransferase 4. Gene Ontology annotation, biological process: ganglioside biosynthetic process; oligosaccharide metabolic process. Gene Ontology annotation, molecular function: alpha-N-acetylgalactosaminide alpha-2,6-sialyltransferase activity. The record is from RefSeq and is a predicted model, not a curated record. NCBI's taxonomy places the organism in Eukaryota, Metazoa, Chordata, Aves, Passeriformes, Hirundinidae. Bases 122 to 1015 code for a protein of 297 amino acids. The transcript is spliced from 6 exons.